AUGUAAUAAGAGGAUAAUAAAAGAAAAGUUAGAUUUGAAGGCGAGGAAGAAGAGAGGAGAGAUGAUGACGAUAUUAAUAGGAAUCCAAAUAAUAAGAAAUGUCCAAUAAUUGGUGUAAAUGAUUAAUUUUUGGAUCCUUAUGCUGUGAAAACAUCAUUAAAAGAAGAAGAAGCAUUGGAAUAAGAAAACGAAAUAGUUUAAUUUACAAUAUCUGAAGGAAUAACAGCGGAAGAAUUGAUAUAAAAUUUAGAUAUUAGAUUAUAUCCAGAAAGAGAUCCAAUUAAGAAUAAUAAAUUUGUUCCAGCUGUCCUUUCUUUAAAGACCAAAAAAGUUUCUAAUAAUUUAGACAGGCCCCCAAUAGAUUUAGUAUGCGUAGUUGAUGUAAGUGGGAGCAUGAUUGGUAGGAAAAUUAAUCUAGUAAAGGAUUCUUUAAGAUAUUUAAUGAAAAUAUUAGGUCCUGAAGAUAGAAUCUGCAUUAUUGUAUUUACGACUGUCGCUCAUAUAGUUACUUCAUUUAUUAGAAAUACUCAAGAGAACAAACCAUUAUUAAAAAAGGCAAUUCUUGAAUUAAAAGGGUUGGCAUCUACAAAUAUAAGCGAUGGAAUGAAUAAGGCUUUAUGGAUGUUAAAGAAUAGGAAAUAUAAAAACCCUGUUUCUUGCAUAUUUUUAUUAUCUGAUGGUUAAGAUGAUUAUAAAGGAGCAGAAUAGAGAGUUUUCGAUUAGCUAUAAUUGUUGAAAAUAGAGGAGAAAUUUGUGAUUCAUACUUUUGGGUAUGGAUAGGAUCAUGAUGCUUAUGUAAUGAAUCAAAUAGCAAAAUAUAGAGAAGGAAAUUUUUAUUAUAUAGAUAACAUAAAUAAAGCUAGCGAUUAUUUUAUACUUGCAAUGAGCGGAAUGUUAUCCAUAUAUGCCUAAAAUGUUAGUAUUAACUUAAAAUCCAAUGACUGUGAAAUAGUUAAAGCUUUUGGUGAGGGAUAGGUGUGGUAUAAAUAAGACGCGAAUAAUUAUAAGAUUUAAUUAAAUUAUUUAUUAGAAGGAGAAAGCAAGGAUUUUGUGUUUGAAUUAUUUGUAAAAGAAGAUUAUACCUUAAAUCAUAUAAACCUGCAAAUUGAAAUAAAUGGAUAAUUGCUUAAAUAAAAUUUAGAAUUUAGAAAAGAUUCAAAUUUUCAAAUUAAUGUAUCCUAAGAAAAAGAAGGUUAAUUAAAUGAACAUGUGGAAAUUAAUUAUUAGAGAGCUAAAGCUGGACACGCCAUAGGAGAAGCAUGCCAUUAAGCAUAACAAAAGCAGUAUUAGCAGGCUUAAGAAUUGAUAGAACUUCAAAUUUAAUAAAUUAAAUAAUCUCCUCAUCUUGAUAGUCUAGCAUUGAAGAUAGCUUUAGAAGACUUAGAAAAAUGUAAAAUGUAUUGCAAACCAAAAAUAUUUGAAAUGGAAGGGGAAGCAUUUUUAAUGAAAAAAGAACGAAACCAUAUUGUUAGAUAAUCUUCUUUAACUAAUCUUUGUGAUUGGAAUGAUGAUCAAUAAUAAAAUAUGGAGCAUUUAUAAAAUGGAGAUUUGCAGUUAAGUGCAGCCGGAAGUAUAAAGGGUUCUGAUUCUGAGGUUUCUUCAUAGCCAGACUUUUAAAGGGACAUAGAUUUUGAUAAUUUUGAUCCAAAAUUCAUCAUUAAAUAAUUACUAAAAAUGAAACAAUUUAAAAAAGAAUAAUUAGAACAGGAGGAUGAAGAAGAUGAUAAAAAAAUUGAAUUAUUGAAAGAAUAAUUGAUUUUAGAGUAAUAAGAAGAAAUUGAAGAAUAAGAAGUUGCAAAUUAGAGUUAAUGA
Molecule: messenger RNA, 1812 nt
Organism: Paramecium tetraurelia
Lineage: Eukaryota; Ciliophora; Oligohymenophorea; Peniculida; Parameciidae
Exons: 5
Source: RefSeq, a predicted model, not a curated record